Molecule: messenger RNA, 3077 nt
Organism: Sorghum bicolor (sorghum)
Lineage: Eukaryota; Viridiplantae; Streptophyta; Magnoliopsida; Poales; Poaceae
Product: linoleate 9S-lipoxygenase 6
Exons: 6
Coding region: 298-2874 (858 amino acids)
Biological process (GO): lipid oxidation
Molecular function (GO): metal ion binding; protein binding; oxidoreductase activity, acting on single donors with incorporation of molecular oxygen, incorporation of two atoms of oxygen
Source: RefSeq, a predicted model, not a curated record
CAGAUGCACACAAACAACAAGGCCGGGGUGGGUACGUGAGGCCAAAGGCUGGCACAUUCCCUUCGCUUCCCUUCCCUUCCCUACAGAUGAAUGAUGCUAGCUCAUUUCAUCCCGAUCCACGCCGACGCACGCACUCCAAGAAUCUAUCUAUCUAUCCUUCCUUCUCCCAAUGCAUGUAGUAUAUAAACCAUUUCCUUGUUGCUAUCUAAUCUACCAGCAGUCAGCAGCAACCCGGCGCCCUGUGUCCCCUGCUGCUGAAUCCAACAAAUAACCAUCCAUCCAUCCAUCUAUCGGCCAAUGCAAAUGCCCUUCUGUUGGGACAAGCGGAGCCCGGCUCAUGCGCCGGCGGACAACCACGUCGCCAUCAAUGGCACCGUCGUCGUCUCCUGCCACUUGGGCCUCUCGUCGCCGGGGAAGACCACCACGCUCCGGCUCUUCAGCACCACGCAGAUGGAUCCCAACACGGGGAAGGGGAAGCUGAGCCCGGAGGCGCCGCUGAGGAGCGGCAAGAAGACCAAGGCGAAGCAGGGCGCCGUGAAGACCACCACCAUGACGUACCAGGUCACCUUCUUCGUGGACGCCGACUUCGGCACGCCGGGCGCCGUCGUCGUCAAGAGCGGGCUCAGGAACGACCACUUCUUCCUCCGCCACGUGCAGGUCCACAUGCCCGAGGCCGGCCGGACCAUCCACUUCGAGUGCAACUCCUGGGUCUACCCCUUCAAGAAGACCAACGCCGACCGCGUCUUCUUCAUCAACACGAGCUACCUCCCUGACAAGACGCCCGAGGCCCUUCGUCUGCUGCGCGACGAGGAGCUGCGGAGCCUCCGUGGCAGCGGCCGCGGCGAGCUCAAGGACUGGGAGCGCGUCUACGACUACGACUUGUACAACGACCUGGGCAACCCGGACAAGGAGGAGCACGCCCGCCCGGUGCUGGGCGGCAUCACCUCCGUGUACCCGUACCCGCGGCGCUGCCGCACCGGCCGCCCUCUCUUCAAGACCGACGGCGCGACGGAGACGCGCAAGCACAUGAUCAACCUCGACUUCUACAUCCCGCCGGACGAGCGGUUCAGCCCCACCAAGCUGGCGGAGGUGCUCACGCUGGCGGUGCAGGCCGUCACCCACUUCGUCCUCCCGGAAUCUAAGGCGCUCUUCCAUGGCAACAUCAACAGCUUCCGGUCCUUGGAGCAGCUCAAGGGCGACCUGUACAGGAAGCCGGUCGUGGAUGGGCAGGUGGUCAUGGACAAGCUCAAGACGUCGGUGCCGUCGCACAAGACCUACAAGCAGGUCUCCAAGAUGGUCAAGGAGACGCCCGUCAAGUUCCCCAUCCCUCAAGUCAUCCAGAAUGAGCCAGAGGCAUGGCGAAGCGACGAGGAAUUCGCGAGGGAGAUGCUGGCGGGGCUGAACCCGGUGGUGAUCAAGAGACUAGAGGUGUUCCCGCCGGUGAGCAGAGGAGGCAAGCAGAGCUCCAUUACCGCUGCGCAUAUCGAGAGGCAGGGGCAGCUCGAAGGACGAACGGUGCACAAGGCAUUAGAUGAGAAGAGGUUGUAUAUUCUUGACCACCAUGACUACCUGAUGCCGUACCUGCGGCGCAUCAACACGCAGGAACAAGGGGUGUGCGUGUACGCGUCGCGCACGCUGCUCUUCCUCAAGGACGACGGCACCCUCAAGCCUCUCGUCAUAGAGCUCAGCCUGCCCAGCGACGGCGCCGGCGCCGACGGCGAGAUCAGCAGGGUCUUCCUCCCUGCGAGCCCAGGGACGACCGAUGGACACCUGUGGUGGCUUGCUAAGGCUCAUGUCUCCGUCAAUGAUUCAGGCUACCAUCAGCUCAUCAGCCACUGCAGGUUGUUCACUCACGCGACGGUGGAGCCGUUCAUCAUCGCCACCAAGAGGCAGCUGAGCGCCAUGCACCCGAUCCACAAGCUCCUGGAGCCACAUUUCAAGGACAACAUGCAGAUCAACACGCUGGCCAGGAGCAUCCUGCUCAGCGCAGGCGGCAUCCUGGAGAGGACCAUGUUCCCGGGGAAGUACGCCAUGGAGAUGUCCUCCGCCAUCUACUCCGAGUGGAGGUUCACCGAACAGUCCUUGCCCAACGACCUCGUCAAGAGGGGGAUGGCGUCGUCGUCCAACAAGGAUCACCUUCACCUGCACGUGGAGGACUACCCGUACGCGGUGGACGGCAUGGACGUGUGGCGCGCCAUCGACGGCUGGGUGCGGAGCUACUGCGCCCACUUCUACCACUCCGACGCCGCGGUCGCCGCCGACGCCGAGCUGCAGGCGUGGUGGCACGACGUGCGCACCGUCGGCCACGGCGACCGGCAGCGCGACCGGGCGUGCUGGCUGGACCUCGACACCGUGGCCAACCUCGUGGAGUCGCUGUCCACGCUCAUCUGGAUCGCCUCCGCGCUGCACGCCGCCGUCAACUUCGGCCAGUACGGCUACGCGGGGUUCAUGCCCAACCGUCCCACCCGGUGCCGCCGGUUCGUGCCGCUGCCGGGCUCCCCGGAGAUGGCGCAGCUGGAGGCCGACCCGGACAGGUUCUUCCUCGACACCGUGCCCGACCGCUUCACCACCACGCUCGGCCUCACGCUCAUCGAGGUGCUCUCCAACCACACCUCCGACGAGCUCUACCUGGGCCAGCGCGCCACCGCGUCGUGGACCGACGACGGCGAGGUGCUGCAGCUGCUCGACAGGUUCCGGGACGACCUCCGGCGGGUGGAGAAGCGGGUCACGGAGAGGAACAAGGACCUGCGGCUCAAGAACCGCAAGGGACCCGCCAAGGUGCCCUACACGCUGCUCUUCCCGGACGUCGGCAAUGUCGGCGCCAAGGAGAAGGGGAUCACCGGCAAAGGGAUACCCAACAGCGUCUCCAUAUGACAUGACAUGCCAUUCGAUCGGACACUACACGUACAUAUAUAUAUGUGCAUGUAUACGUGAGUUUCUCUUUCUUUUGGUCGUCGGUGCUUCUAUUUUUUUUUCAUUUGGUUGGAGAGGAUUUGAUCAAGGUUUUCGGUUUGGUUGUGAGCAUAUUAUUCAUCCUUGUGCUAACUAUAUAUAUUAAUUAAUUGUGAUGAUUGGUU